This is a messenger RNA of Biomphalaria glabrata, 5015 nucleotides long. Its product is annotated as protein Wnt-4-like. NCBI's taxonomy places the organism in Eukaryota, Metazoa, Mollusca, Gastropoda, Planorbidae. The transcript has 5 exons. Gene Ontology annotation, cellular component: extracellular region. The record is from RefSeq and is a predicted model, not a curated record. Gene Ontology annotation, biological process: multicellular organism development; canonical Wnt signaling pathway; cell fate commitment. Gene Ontology annotation, molecular function: cytokine activity; frizzled binding. Bases 1509 to 2567 code for a protein of 352 amino acids.
UGUAGUUCAGUUCACGCGAAAAGAUUCCAGCACUUUCAAUUCCAGGCCAUACCAGUUCGACAUUUGUACACCAUUCGAUCUAUCAAUCAUACUACCUUCAAAAAGUCUUAACUGUGUACAAACAAAAUAUUUCGCAAUGCCAAAUUGGCGAAUUCACAAUUGAUUGAUUUUAAUCAUAUUUUUUAUUUUAAAUACCUCAAUGCGAUAUAGAUCUAGAUCUGGGUAUAUACCUACCUUAGGCAAGGCUGUCAAAUUUUGUUUUAAUUCUAGAUUCUAAUUGUGUUUUAACGGCUUAAAAGAGAGUCUCGUGUUUUAAUUGAUACCGAAUCCGGUUAAGCCAGAAACGUCCAUUGGUCCGGGAGGAGAAACACAUCUGAGCUAAAGAGUGAAAACAAUACAAGAUUCAAGUCCUCCUCUACAUUCUACUGUUUUCUAGAUCUAUCUAAAAGAGGUUUACAUCUGAUAGAGAGAUUGUCUACUACAGGAGGACUAGACGGGGGUCUAGAGCAGGCAGAGAGAUAGCCCACCACAAAAGGACUAUAUUGCAUCCAAUCGAGAGUUUGUCUACUACAGGAGGACUAGACUACGUCAGGUAGAGAGAUUGUCCACUCUGGUCUUAUCAGCUGUUCUGUUGUGAUCUAUAAGUUUUAAGUUUGUGCUUUCAAAGAUGUUCGAAAUGUGUAACCAUUUGCACAAUGUGUGUUCGUGAUUCCGAAUAAACUGUGCUCAUUUGUCUGUGUGAAACGAAACACACAGUCCUAGUCUAAGGUCGUAAACCUUGUAUGCUUGUCCCCCCUUGAAUAAAACUUUCUUUUCUGGGAAAGAAAGAAAGAGAGAGAGAGAGAGGGAAGAAAAAGAGUGACGGAAGAAAACAAUAUUGCCAGUUUUAUUAUCCUGUGGUGAACAAUCGCCUCUGAGAAGCGAUCGACGCCUCAGUCAGGAUAAACGGACAACAAGGGGGAAAUAACUUUGUGUCGGUUUCCACAUGGAUUACCCUCCCAGGAGCCACGUGAUUUGACGGCGAUUCGGAGUCAACGAAGCGUGGCCGGAAUCAUUUCACUCCCUUGCACUGGACCAAUAGCAGUCAAGGGGAAAGUGCUUUUGGGGGUGGGGUAGCCAAUAAUGGGCAGAUUUUUGCAUUGUGCGACUUCACAUUUAGACUACAGAGAAAUGCUCGACUCGCCAGCCAAGUCAAGUCACAGUCAAUUGUAACACAAAAAAAAUUAUUUCUAAGAUGACGUGAGCUGCAAAGAAUAAAUAUGACCAAACUGUGCAGUCAUAUUUUUUUAUUCGGUCUUCAGUUACAAUAGCACUAAUAUUAAUAGCUACUGAUAAAUGAAGAAUGGUACAUGUUUACAUAUUAAACGGAUUUGAUUUCAGUGUUUCGAUUUGUGCUUUUUGUUAGUAACAAGUCGGCUCUCUUGUGCAUAUCGCAUUUACUCAACCAGCGUUUAAAUAAGUGUAUAUUCUUUUCUAAAAGUUUAUUUUCAUGUUGGAUUAGUGCAACUAUGAAGCAGUCUCAUUGGAUUUGUAUGGUGUACGGAUUGGUUAUUUUCUACAUUUCUCUUUUAUCAGUCGAUGGAGUCCGAUGGAUGGCAUUAGCUCAGGUGUCAUCACUAGCGCAUAUGAGUGAUGAAGAUAGUUGUGAACAAUUAGCCGGACUAGUCAAGCGGCAGAAGAAGCUGUGCAAGCGACAUCUGGAGCUCAUGGACAGCGUCCGUGCAGGGGCUCAGAUGGCCAUCGAAGAGUGCCAGUCACAGUUCAAGUACAGGCGGUGGAACUGCUCCACGGAAAAUGACAAGCAGUUCGGAAACGUCAUUAUGAAGCAAGGGACCAGGGAGGCAGCCUUUGUUCAUUCUAUAUCGUCUGCUGGUGUCGCCCAUGCGGUGACCAGAGCUUGCAGCAGUGGACAGCUCAGGAAGUGUGGUUGUGAUAGGACACUCCGCGGCAGGAGUCAGGAAAAUUUCGAAUGGUCAGGGUGCUCGGACAAUAUUGCCUACGGCAUAGCGUUUUCCAAAGUCUUCGUGGACGCCAGAGAGCGGGGUAAAAAAAGGCGGAAUAAGCCCAGGUCCGUGAUGAACUUACACAACAACGAAGCAGGAAGAAGAGCCAUUGAAGACAACAUGAGGAUCGAAUGUAAAUGUCACGGCGUGUCCGGGUCUUGCGAGAUGAAAACUUGCUGGAAAGCCAUGCCCAUCUUCAGCACCGUCGGCACCAUCCUGAAAGACAAGUUCGACGGGGCUACCGAGGUAAAGCCCCAUGACUCCAGCGAGUUAGUGCCCCUGAACCCUCAGUUCAAGCCCCACACCGACCAGGACCUGGUCUACAUGGAAGCAUCGCCGGACUUUUGCGAGGCGGACCCGAAGACAGGCUCCCGGGGCACCCACGGCAGGUUCUGCAACAAGACCUCCAAGGCCAUCGACGGCUGUGAGCUGAUGUGCUGUGGGCGGGGCUUCACCACCAGACAGGUCAAGGUCAUGGAAAGAUGCAAGUGCAAAUUUCAUUGGUGCUGUAGUGUCAAGUGUAAAACGUGUGAAAGGACUAUCGACGAACACAUUUGCAUAUGAAAACAGACAAACAGCCUAAAAACAACAACAACAAAAGAUCUCGUAAACAGAUCUUUAAAAAAAAUCUUCUCCUUGAGCCAUAAAAGGCGAUUUCAAAUGGGAUUUUUUUUAGACCAAAUGUCUUGGACUUAAGGUGAGUGAGUCUGACCUGAUACUGAAACAAGGGAGACAAAAGCAUAUUUACUUCUUGUAGACGAUAUGUACAAACAUGUCUGAGGCAUUAUUUAAAAGGUGUCACUUGUAUUUCAUGACUGUGAAAAGGUACACCAAGUGAACAGCAGAAGAUACUUUCAGAGAUUUAACGCAAUUUCUUUCCCUGACAUAGUCACAGAAAAUUUAUAAUUAAAACAUUUUACGUAUAUUUACGUAUAUCCUGGACAAAACAAACUACACAAAAUAGGGACAACUACCAUAACGUGAAAGUGAUUUUAUAUUACGAAAGUGAAAGGACACGUACAUUACAGACCGGAACCGGAACUGGGUAUAUUCUGAACUAUACUGCUGUGAAUAUUAAUUGGUGUUUUGUUUAUGUUUAUGUUCUAUGCGAAACUAUUUAAGAACAAAAUGCAAAUGUAUAAAUCGAAUCAACGUAAGGUGUUUUAUAAUCGUGUACAUAAUUUAUACCUACUAUUUGGUCUUUAUGUAACACUUCAGAUCUUUUUUUUUUUGGUCUAUCACUGCAGGGUAACAUGAAAUGAAGAUGUUAAUUUCAAUCUAUGAAACUAUUUAUAUGUAUAUCAAAUACAAGCCUGUUACAAUCUGUAUAUAGGUCAUGUGACUUUGUACAGUUCAUGUAUACUGGUUCUUGAACUAGUCUAACGAGACGGAAGGGUUCGGAUUGUAAUGUAAAACUUUUGUACAAGUCUUGAGUCUCAUUAUUUAUAGCUGUACUUCUUUUUUUUUGUAUUAUCAAUGUUUUUGAAAUAGAAGUAUGUUUUAAUUGCAUUUAUUAAAGCUGUUACCUACCUCCAUUAGAAGCAAACACACACACACACACACAUUUGUAAGUUAUUAUUUUCCUUAUCCCUAGAUUCCAUAGAUUCUCCUUAGGUGCUGGCACAUUUAUGAAUCGGGAGAUCCCUUUGUAUCCCAAUGUCUAUCCCAAUGUGUAUACCCGUGCAUAUCCCUACACUCACCCUAUGUCUAUCCCUGUGCCUAUACCAAUGCCUAUCCUCAUGCAGCUCCCCUAUCCUCGUGUUUAUCCCCGUGUUUAUCCCAGACCUAUCUACGUGUUUAUCUCCUCGCAUCUAUCAUCGCGUCUAUCCCAGUGUUUAUCCCAUGUCUAUCCCAUACCUAUCCACUUUUUUUAUCCAAGCCCUAUCCACAUUACUAUCCCAGACCUAUCCACGUGUUUAUCCCCAUGCCUAUCCUCGCGUCUAUCCCCAUGUCUAUCCCAGACCUAUCUAAGUGAUUAUCCCCAUGUCUAUCCUCGCGUCUAUCCCCAUGUCUAUCCCAGACCUAUCUAAGUGAUUAUCCCCAUGUCUAUCCUCGCGUCUAUCCCCAUGUCUAUCCCAGACCUAUCUAAGUGAUUAUCCCCAUGUCUAUCCUCGCGUCUAUCCCCAUGUCUAUCCCAGACCUAUCUAAGUGAUUAUCCCCAUCCCAAUCCUCAUGUCUAUCCCUAAAUACAAAUAUGUACAAAUAGCAAUCACCUAACUUUGUAGGUGUUCCAGACCCUUGUAGUCUGCCUAUGAGUCUGAUUCAGGGUCUACACACGUUAGUUGUGGUGUACUUUAUACUUGUGUAUCUCGUGUAAGUACUGAACAAGGACAUGCAAACAACUUAGAGAGUAUGUUUAUCUUAUGGUCAUGUGAUACAAAUGAAUUUUGUUUCGUACAUUUUGUUGCUAUGUCUACUUUUGUUUGUAAACAUAGUUGUCACGUGAUUUGAGACUUUGUUUAGACUUUGAUACAAACAACAGAAAGUGUUUAAAAUGAUAACUUCUUAAGUUAAUUUGUAGAAAAUUGAAAAUAAUUUUAUUUAUUAUAAUUAUUUCUUUAAAAUAGCCUUUUAAAUUAUUGUUUUUAAUUGAAUCCUUUGUGAAGUUAUUGAAUGUAUAAAAAUACUAUAGGUCUAUAUUUUUAAACGAAACAAAACGAAAAUUGUCUUAUGAUAGAUGAAUGUGUGUAUAACUUAUAAAGUAUUUUUGUGAUCCAAUUAAAUAAGCUUCCGUUGGACACAUUGCUUUUCUAUUGGACAAAUCUAGUUCAAUUUACCAUUCAGCAAUAAAAUUAGCACUUUAACUCUUUGAGUACCACACUCCAGAAAGCAAUGUCCAUAUAUAUAUAACCCCAGAAAUUUGGUAGUUGGAGAGUUAAUACACAUCAUGACAUGAACUACUAAAGAAUAUUGAUUCGUUUAGAUGUAUUAAUAAGUCAACACUGAAAGUUGUUUUUCCUUAUACAUUUGAAAUGUAUUUUUGAUGUUUAUAAUAAAUUUUUUUAGUCAAGU